CCUAAUUAUUUAAAAGUAUAAACUAAACAUGAAUUUUAAAAUUACUCUCGAUCCUCCAGAGAGAAAAUCAGAAGUGGAGUCUUUAGAUCCCGUUUUGGAAGUGAAUGAAAACAUUGCAAAUGAUAUAUUUGAUCGUCCAAAUGAAAGCAAACAGUUUGAGGAAAUUCCACCAAAAAUCUUUGGUUUAAAAGUUAUAAAUGAUCCUAUCACAAUCGACACCUUGAACAAUGCUAUUUACGAACUGGGCAUAGUGAGUUUGUGUUGGCCCGAGAUUAAAGAACCGGUGUUCGAAAAGCGGACAUGUUUCCCCGAAAGCUACUACACAAAUACGAACAAAGAGAAGUUAUUAUUGGCAUACGCGGAGAAUUUUCGGCGACAGUUUCAGUUUCAUUACAAGGCUAGAAAGCCAUUGUUUUUACAGGCCCCUAAUGAAUGCGGCCUCCAGAAACAAGUUUGCACGUCCAUCAGACCCACGAAACUGUGUUAUGCUGAUACGACCACGUGGCAGGGAAUAGCUUCACUUGUAGCUGAUUACUUCGAAUAUGAGCCUCUGAGGAAGCCUAUGUUGCAGAUCAAAGUUUGGACAAUUCGCUGAGAUGUCAUGUAUAGGACUAUGGAAAGAAUUUAGUCAAACAAUAUUUUUGUUGACCUUUAACGGUGUCGACC
Messenger RNA from Aricia agestis (brown argus), 666 nucleotides. Its product is annotated as coiled-coil domain-containing protein lobo-like. Lineage: Eukaryota; Metazoa; Arthropoda; Insecta; Lepidoptera; Lycaenidae. The record is from RefSeq and is a predicted model, not a curated record. The coding region runs from base 29 to 595 and encodes 188 amino acids. Gene Ontology annotation, cellular component: motile cilium. Gene Ontology annotation, biological process: flagellated sperm motility. The transcript is spliced from 3 exons.